Messenger RNA from Porites lobata, 19526 nucleotides. NCBI's taxonomy places the organism in Eukaryota, Metazoa, Cnidaria, Anthozoa, Scleractinia, Poritidae. The record is from the annotation of a GenBank genome assembly.
AUGCCAUUUUUAGGAACAUCGAAUGGUGUACCCUGCCCACCCGGAAAGUACUGCCCACGAGGACAAGCACCGAUUGACUGUCCUGUUCAUAGAUACCGAGACAUUCCGGGGGGCCAAGAUCUGGACGACUGCUUCCCAUGCCCAGCAGGUCAUUGGUGCAAUCUCACUGGAAUGGUGAAUUAUAAUAACAGCAAGUGUCCCAUCGGUCAUUUCUGUCCCAGUCAGCUGGGUCCCAGUCUCUGUGGUGCAGGCCGUCGCCGCUUGACACCAGGAGCCGGAAGUAGAAGUGAAUGCGACUUGUGUCCCGGUGGUUAUUAUUGCCCUAAUGAUACCAUUAAUGUGCAAGGGAUACCAUGUAAGGCGAGAACCUAUUGUCCUCUUGGCUCUUCCCUCGAGACGCUUUGUCCUGGAGGUGCUUAUUGCCCUGGAACAACAGAAAUACCAAAACCUUGCCCAGGUACGUAGAGAAACCACAAUACAGUGGACCUCAAAGACUGUCAAUUUUCAAGAAGAUUAACAUGAACAUUUCAUUGUGUAAAGCUCUUUUAAAAAUAUUGUUAUCAUCACAAAUACUGCUAAAAAGGUCUUUUUCUAAAUUGUCACACUUAAGCAUAAGCUAUAACCACGUUGCACAGCAUAGUAAGUACCACAGGAAAGUACUGCUCAGUGGCUUUCAUCUGAAUGGUCACACUUUAGGAUUUCAUCCAAAGACUCAAAAGUUGGAACCACCUUGUACAGCAUGAUAAACAGCACUACAGGAAAGUACUGCUCAGUAGCUUUCAUAUGAAUGGUCACACUUUUUUACAGUGGAUCUCGAAGACUUUCAAACGUAAAAAUUUCACUAUGUACAGCUCUUUUAAAAAUAUUGGUAUCAUUACAAAUACUGCUAAAUAUGUUUUUUUCUAAAUGGUCACACUUUAGGAUUUCAUCCACAGACUCAAAAGUUAGAACCACCUUGUACAGCAUAAUAAACAGUACCAUAGGAAAGCACUGCUCAGUAGCUUUCAUUUGAAUGGUCACACUUUAGGAUUUCACCCACAGACUCAAAAGUUAGAACCACCUUGUACAGCAUAAUAAACAAUACCACAGGAAAGUACUGCUUAGUUCAGUGGUCAGACCAGACAACUUCGUUCACAGAUGUAAAGGAUAAUAGUUAGGUAGCCUUUUUCGAAAAGUUGACUCUGUGAGCCGUGGGCGAGCAGCAGUGGGGUUUUAUUAACCGUCUUUGUUAUUUGUAGGUGGUUAUUAUUGUACAAACGGAUCAGAGAUUCACACCCUCUGUUACUACCCUGACUACUGUCCGCCAAACAGCACUGAAGAGCUCCCCUGUAAGCUGGGAUACAAAGCCUUGAACACUUCUGGUCUGCGAGACUCGCAUGAAAAACACUGUGAGGUCUGCCCGGCAGGAACCUACGGCAACGACCCGCAGCGUCGCUUCUGUGAUCAAUGUCCGGCCGGUUAUUUCUGUCCAGUGGGCACAAAAAGUCCCACCGCGAAUCCCUGUCCCGAGGGCUCAUAUUGUCCAGCGGGUGUUGGAGAGGCGCAGCCUUGUUCUCCUGGUUCCUAUGGUAACCGAUCUCUAGCGACGAAAACGUCAGACUGCUAUCCCUGCCCGACAAACACGUUUAACCCUCUACCAAAUCAAAAGGCCUGUCUUCCCUGUGGUAGCUCCUCUUUGUCUGAAGAAGGCCAAGCAAGGUGUCAAUGCAUAGGACAAUCUCGAUCUUUUCAAGUAUCCGACGGUUCCUGUACGUGCAUUUUGCGAUAUGUGUUUGACGAUCCGUCCACCAAAGAGCGAGAAGAGGGAAAUAGUGACUUGGAUUGUCGGCCGUUGGUUUGUAAACUUUUUUGUUAUUAAAUUAUUGGUAAAAAGGGAAAGGCACUCCGUAACCUUUGGUUAUUACUAGUUAUCGAACUAAAUAUUUCGUUUUCGUAUUUUUAGGAUGCAGACCGGUGUGGGACUGGAAAGGUUUACCGCGCUUCUGACUGGCAGUGUGUCGAUCCGGAGACGGAGACUGUAGCAUGCGACAACAAAUGUAAAGAAGAAGGCGAAACAGGGGGUACAUUCAGCACCACUGAAGGAAUCUGUAUCUGUACGCACACAACAGAAUGUAACAGCACUUGUGAGAGGACAAGAGUUAAAUGUUACAUUCAACGGAAUACUGACGGGGUCUUAUCAAUGACGUGUACUGACAAUAAUGGCAACUCUGCAACUUUCAACAUCACAUCGGAAUUGGGCAUUGGAGACCAUGAUAACGAUUUACACUCCGCUGAGUUCAUCUUCACCAAUUCUCUUAACAAAAUGUCGGCUUUCGCUCCGGGAGAGCUUUCACAAGUCCAGAGUGUUGUUGAGCCCAACUCGCAGUCCGCUCGCAGAAGACGUCGCGCCGUGGGAGAUAACUCGACAAGCACACCCUCUACUGUAGGACGUACCAUCGCCAAUCCAAUCAUCUGCCUGACUUAUGGCAAAGCGCUAAUAUUCAAGGUUGAAAUCAACCCGAUAAACCGCAGCCUUAGCCACUACCCGCGAUAUCGCAAGAAUCAUUUGAUGAACACAAAUGGCGAGUUUGAUUAUGGUAUGAAUCGAAAUAAUUGUUUAUUUUGGUGAAAAUGACUUGUAUAGAGACCAGACAAAGGUGACUUAACUUGAAAAAUAAUAUGUCAAGCACGUUAUUAUUUGGUAUUUAAUCCGACCAAUUGUCUGGAUAUCCAGUGAAAUACUGUGCCAACCAUUAAGGCUUCGUCCAAACGUAUCCGGAUAUUUUUGUAAACGGAAAUUUUUUAUUUCGUGUUAAAAAAGAAUACGCGACCACACUUAGCGUAUUCGAAUCGUUUUCGCCCGUGAACAUGAAAACGCUAAAACGAUAGAAAUACGGUAGUGUCUUUUACAGGACAUGCGCUGUAUAAUGUAUGACGUCAUCGUAUUCCAAAACCUCCGUUUUCGUCCGUCCACAAAAAAAAAGCGAUAAGCAGGCGUUUUUAAAAAAUUCAACUCUGCAGACACUUUUCCUAAAUAUGUGUUUUUGGUAUCCGAGAACGCCGUUUACGUGGACGGAAAGUUGAAACGGAAAAAAGAGUUCGUCUCCGUGUGAAAAAAUAUCGGCAUACGUGUGGACGGGACCUCAACAUCGUCUCUCAAAUGGUCUUUAGGACCUUACGCUCAUUAAGAUCUAUCCUUACAGACAACCCACCCAGCCCAGGAAAGGUUGGCUACACCACCGGGGUCUACGUGCCCAACUCUUUUCGAACGAUGGUGUGGGUUCUUUUAUGUGCCACAAGAAACAGAUAUUUGAAAGUGCUGUGAGAAGGGACCUACAUUCACGGUUUUCGUCCUUAUCCGCCGAGAAGACUAGAAAGUCUGCAGAUGUUAUUACAAAGGCAGCACUUUCUUCUCAGUCAUUUAAAUAAGAAAGUUUUGGUCCGGCCAGGGUUUGAAUCCGCAACAGACAGACGCUCUCUCAACUGAGCUAACCGGGCGGUGGUUAGAUUUUCUCUUCUUUGUUACUUGUCGAGUUUGAGACAUGUUCCCGUCCUCUGUACAGGUAACUUCAGACAGCUCCACUCGCUGGUACAGGAAUCCAACAAUAGUCUGUCGUACUUUAUGCACGUGUUUACGCAAAAUGGAACUUUUGUGUUCUACGAUAACGCCGAGCCGUUCCGAGAGACGUUCGUCACAGUGAAGGAGCAAGGCAGCAGCUGCCCAGACACCAUUCUGUCGCCCAUAACUGAGGGCGUUUUAGUCGAACUUGGAGUCAGCAAUAAAGAGGUAAGGACGUAAACAGUACCACAGGAAAAAGUACUACUCAGUAGCUUUUAUUUGAAUGGUAACACAAUAGGAUUUCAUUAGGACUUCAUCCACGGACUCAUAAGUUACAACUUAAUUGACUCCAGGAGUGAAGGGUUAAAUUGAACGAAAGUGACGUUUCAUUAACUGUUUUAGUCGAACCUGUGAGUCAGCAAUAAAGAGGUGAGGUCUUAUUCUUGCAACGGUCUGUAGAGAUUUGCCCCAUUUGGAACACAGACAGAACUACCGACAGUAAAAUACCUAAUAUAAGUGUAGUUGUUUAAAGGAUCAGUUAUGAAGGCACACGGUAUAGUUGAAACAUUAAAGAGAUUAAGAGUCAUCUUUACAGCAAACGGCAAACGUCAGAUUCAAGUUAAGAAUUUCUCAGAAUAAAAAAUUAGUAGAUAAAAACUGUCCAGAACAAUUCUUAUAGAUAAAACUGGCGUGAAACUACUUAUUUUUGGGUAGAAGUAAUAAUCAAGGGGAAAACUGGUCACGUGGUACAAAUUCACGUUUGCCAUAAAAAAACAGUACCACAGGAGAGUACUGCUCAGUAGCUUUCAUGUGAAUAGUAACACUACAGGAUUUAGUCCACGGACUCCAAAAGUUACAACUUAAUUGACGACAGGAGUAAAGGGUUACAUUGAACGAAAGUGACGUUUUAUUAACUGUAGUUUUGUUUUCUUUAUUGUUUAAUUUUUAGCCUCAGAACCUGAAGCCGAAUUGGGGUGUGAUCUGGGGCAUGACAAUCUUCAUGUUGGUCGUUAUUAUCAUGCUUGUUAUCGCUGUCAUUAUCUGGCGCCCCAAGAGCAUUGGACGCUACCCUAUCCGAACACUCAGGCCCAAAUACAAAGCUCUUGGAGCGCCCAUACCAGUUGUGCCGAUUCCAGGUUUGUUUAGUAAUGAUAGGGGCGGAUCCAGGAUUUUUCUUAGGACGAGGUACACUGCUAAGGAAUGACGUAACUGACUGGUGACGUAAAUAAAUGUUAAGAGCGAAUACGAAGAAGAAGGCUUUUGACUAGGCAGUAACAUAAUGUGAACUGCUGAGAAUGUGUUACAUAUAACAUAAUGUAAACUGCUGAGAAUGCUUUACAUAUCUGCAUAUUUUGCAGAAUACCAGUUGUAUUCAAAACCCGCAGGACAUCUCGAGACCCCAACCCCCCAGCACCCACCCCCUAGGUCCGUCCCUGAAAGGUAAAUAUAGAUUGUCCAUUUAACUCCCAAAAUUGGGAAAAUUCGGUCGUCGAGGAAAUUCAGAAUUAAAUGCUUGAAAAAUACUUACAACGAAUAGCACCAUGUGAAAGUGUUGCUGAAGAGAUUUUAUCCACAAACCCAACAGUUAGAACCACAUUGUAAAGCCAGUGUUCCAGCCAGAGUGCGCCAUUGGGUGAAUCCCGCAAAAGAUCGAGAGAUGGCCCUCAACAAAAGCGUUAAAGGGCCAUUAUGGCCCUUUCCUUUUUUAAUUCCCAGGGCUUAAAACGUCUUUGUUACUUCAAGUACAAUAAUGUUCCAAUUAAACAGAAUUUUUAAUCUAAAGAACAACAACUCCGUACCUUUUUACACAACAUGAAAAUCAAUAAAUGAAUCUUUUUGGAUCGGCCAACAUGUUUACCUGAUUUACCAUGAGUGGUCUGGAGACCACUGAGCCUCGACUUGGGAGAUUAAACCUGGCAAAUGCAUCUUUGUGGUCCAUCGAAACUUUUUUCUCAGUAAGUAACGAAUACGUGGAUGGCGGCGAAGCAAAAAGAAGAUCUUGACGGUGAAUUGGAAAACGUAGAUGGUGUAGCGGAGCUGACGAAACGAACCGAUGCAAAAACAAGCUCGUAUGGAAAAAAAUUCCGUUCAGACGUUCGCUGAACGAUUUCAGCUAUUCAUUUUAACGUGAUGCAUAAUUCAGCAAUGAAAAAGAGGACUUACGAUUUCUGAUUGUGAUAAUGUUUGCUUUAUUGCCGAAGAUUUACUCUAUUGUGUAUGAAAAGGAAUGCUCUAUGUCAGCUUUAAAUAAACUGCCAUUUUAAUUUAUUUAACUUCCCAACCGUUUCUUCUCUUUUGCAUAUUAGAAAGAUAUUUGCCGUUUCUUGAAAAAUCUGGCCCCCAAAAAUGGGUUGUAGGGGCCACUUUGGCCCUCAAGCAGAAUUUUCUGGCUGGAACACUGUUGUAAAGCAUAAUAGACACUACCAUAAGACAAAACUACUCAUUUGCUUUCAUUCAACUUAAGGCUCUCAAUAAUUUCAUUAUGAAACCAUCUAUCUCGUUAACAACCCCCAAUGCUUACUGACGUACCCUACCCUUAACGUAAUUCGCUAUAAUAGUCUAAAGUUCCCUAAACUUCCUUUGACUUUCAUUGUAAACGUUCUCCUGUUGUACACCAGGAAUUGAUGACCAUGUCUACGACCUGGGCCCUAGAGGAGCCCCUGAGGGGGCUUCAUUUGACUCCCCGAAUGUUCGUUUUGAGCUUGAAAACUUCAACGUCCGCACGCUAUACGACAAACUGGAGGAUCAGACUCUGCAUGUAUCGUCCCAGCUGGCACGUCAUCAGGCGGACCUGAGAGCGUUUUAUGAUCGGAUUAGUCAACAGGCUGAGAAGCUCAAAGGAAUGUUGGAUAGCAUGGACGUGUCUGCUCUUAUUAAAGCGACUAAAGAGGCCGGAGCAACCAGAGCAGGCCGGGUAUGUAGUGUACUGAAAUUUUUCUAAUUAAGAUGAAAUGAAGAAAGAAAGAAAGAAAGAAAUAAGGUGAUGUUCUUCGCCAACCAUUCUGGAUUGAAUUGGAAUUUGGAAGAGGGGUAAAACUCAUCAUUACAAGACCGAGAACCAACAACACACUCAACUCAAUUCUGGUGUCAUCUCCAGUAGGAUCCUCACCUGUGAGUCAUCUAAACCCCACCCCUCCCCUCCCAAAGAUCAAAUUAAACAAUUUAUUGCGAUGAUCUCAUCACAAAUAACCAAAAAUACGCUUGAUGACAUCUACUGGGGGGUAGUCAAGUUGAAGAGCGCCAGACUGGUUUAAGCAGAAGCGAGUACUGAAGAAUCUUUCCUUUACCUUGUACUUCAACCACCACAAUUGUUUGCGUUUAUGGCAUUAUACAAAUGAUCAAUUGGUAAUUUAAAGUUGCCCUCUAAUAGUUGGAGAAGUUAGUAUGGACGUUUUUUGAGCCACUUCGGAAACAUACAAAGUCAAAGAGAUUGUAAAAUAAUUUUUAAUCUCUGUGCUUUCAUUGAAGGAAUCUCCUCAGGAACACCAUGUGAGUGGUGUAGGAAGUGAAGGAGGAAAGAUAUACGGGAUGACUGCAGGGGGUCAAGUAAGAGAGCAGGAACUUAUGGCGAGUCUACAGAUGUUACUGGAGAAAGUAGAGAAAGGACAGUUUGCUACUGGACCAGGUAAUGUAUAAUCACGUGGUGGAAAGAUAGAUUGACGAUCUUCCUGAACGAUACACUGAUGGUCAAAGGAAAUUAAGAAAGGAAUGGGUGACAGGUUGAGAGACGGCCUGACUGACUGACUGACUGACUGCAUGUAUGACACCAUGUGAGUGGGUGGUGUAGGAUGUGGGGGUGGAAAGAGGUACGGUAUGACCGCAGGGGGACAAGUCAGAGAACAAGAACUCGUGGCGAGUCUACAGAUGCUACUGGAGAAAGUACACAUAGGACAGUUUGCUACUGAACCAGAUAAUAAGUAAUCAAGGAUGGAAAGAUGACGAGGGCCGAGGGAAGUAAGGAAGACAUGGGAGACAGAUUACAAACAAGACUUACUGAGUGACUGUCUUACUGACUGACUGACUGACUGACUAACUGACUGCAUGUAUGACUGACCGACUAACUAAGAUCCUAUCAGCUUUCGAAAUUCUUUGCAUGAUAAAACUGAUUUUGUUUGUGGCUAAUUGGCUGGUUGGCCGGCUGCCGGACGGACUUCACUAAGACAUGCCUUGCUUAGUUAAAAAAAAAAAAGUACUUUUCCCCUUUUUAGCAAAGCUGUUUACUUUUUCUUCCAAAAGCAUUGCAAUUCUCACUUUUUUUUUCUUUUUUCAUGCAGCAAUGGUUUCAGGUACAAACAUUACCAUUCCAAGUUCUGGUAUGGUGGUAGUGGGCGGAAGUGGUGGUGCCUCCGCUACUACGGUCUAUCCGCCAACCGCUGGUCAAACUGUAACGGAAGUACAUGCAGGUGAGGCUCCCGGCGUGCAUUGGCAGGUUCAAGGAACAAGUGACGUCAGCGAGUUCUUACGCAGAAUGAACGCAGAGCGCAUGCACCUUGAGCAGCAGGUUGGGCGUGACGAGGAAACCGCUGUACACAAACUUCUUAAGGAACAGGUGAGGCUCAGAAACAGAGAACAGAUGUGCAAUUUAAUAAAAAUUUGAUAACUAUGACAAGUAGAAUGCAAAGUUAAAGAAUUCUUAAUAAAAGUCAGUAAAAACGAUUCCUGCCACUUGAAACGUAUUAUACCUUGCCUUAGGUUAAGUAUUUGUUGGCUUAUAUGUUUUUUUAAAAGAAAGCUGAUAAUUCUCACGUUUUUGAAUUAAAAGGAAGAGAAACGUGCAGCGGAGAUGACGAAACUGGCUGAGAAAUUAGCGGACAAACUUUCGGGUGAUUUGAGUGAGGAUGAAAUGAAGGUGAUAAUGGAUGAUCAUGACCGACAAGUGGCGCAGUUGGAAGGCGUCUUAGCGGCGGAGAAAGACAAACAACUAGCGGCACUGAGAGAAAAACUAAGAAGAAGAAGAGAAGAGAAAGAAGCCGCCCUGCUCAGAAAACAAAAAGAAGAGGUACAGAAAUACAACGUUGACGAUAACGACAUGUUUAAAUGUCGUUUAAAAACACCAGUUUGAUCGAAAAACGAGCUUGUUGGGAAUCAAUUUUUCAAGUAAAAAAAAAGCUUGAUAAAAUACUUUUAAUUUAGACAACAGAAAAGAUAGAGAUAUAGUCUUCCUGAAGUAGAAUUUCCCCAUGCAAACUGUAAAUCUUAGACACAUUCAUCCAGGUUAAGGCAGAAGAUGUGUCGCUUUAUUGCUUGAAAUUAAGAUUUUUAUAGAAAACUUCGGUGCGACCCGUUAUUAUUUCUCGAAUUAUAGAGAACAUUCCCUUGGGUCAGUUGUUACCCAAGUUACGCACGUGAAAUUCCAACCCGCUGUAGUUUUUAUAGGGAGACUCCAUUUUUGUCGUAUUUCGUUUUCACCUGUGAAUUUCUUCUUUUUUUUUUCUUCAAGGCUGAGAAGUCCAAUAUUCGUCUCGAUGACGUACCUCCGCUGGCCAGUAUAGACACAAUACUGAAGACUCAAGAAGGCGUUCAAGAUGUCAUCGUUAAAGAAGAAUCAAUUGGACAGGCGAAAGCGGAAGAGCAGCUGUCCAAUGAGCAAGCAGACACAUACCAGCGACAGAUGGGAGACAAGUUCUCUGCUAUGGUGGUAAGAACAACAUUAUUGGAAAGUCUGUCCAUGUAAACUAAUAAUGAUAAUAAUAAUAAUAAUGAUGAUGAUGAUGAUGAUGAUAAUAAUAAUAAUUUCACUGGAAAGUACUGUUCAGUAGCUUUCAUUUGAAUGGUCACAAUUAAGGAUUUCAUCCACAGACUCAAACGUCACAACCACCUUGUACAGCAUAAUAAACAAUACCAAAGCAAAGCGCUACUUUAUAGCUUUCAUUUGCAUUGUCACACGUCAGGUUUUCGUCCUCAAAAACAGUGGCACCGUAAAGUAUUGCUAUGUACCCUUCAUUUGAACAGACAAACUCAAGGUUUUUAUCAAUGUAUUAGAAAGUAAAGAGGCACCUUAACAGCUUUCAAAUAAAAACAGCUAGCACCCAAAAUAUAUUAAUCAAUUCAGUAUUUACUUAAAUAACAGAGAAUAGAUUACCUACGAUGUAAAAAGAAAUACCUCUCAUUUUCUAGGAUGACCUUGUUACAUCCGGGUCUUUAUACGCUGAUCAAGCAGAGCAAAUUAAGCGAGAGCAAAUGGAAUUGGAGGAAAAGAUGUCACGUGAGCUCGCCCAGCAACGCGCCCAACAGACAGCGCUGCUCAAGGAAAAACUUGCGCAGAGGAGAAAAGAAAGAAUGAAAAAACUAAGAGAACAACAGGAACUGGAAAAGGCCAAGGUUAGUUUUAUCUCUCUUUAUUGUUCCUGGCGGCAAUAGAUUUUGUUGGAACUUCUUGUUGAAAGGUCUUAUAGUACAAUCAUUUAACUUGAUUUUCCUUUAUGUUAAACUAGCCUUAGGUGUACUUGUGGAAUUAAAUUACAGCUGUCAAUCAGACACUAAAACAUUUGAAUGGAAUUGGACACCUAUACGGCGUAAUAUAGUAGAUUUUAAGCUGUUCAUUACAUUUCAGCUGUCUCAUAUUGAAGGCUCCAGCAUAGAACUCGACUGUCUCAGCUGCGUUGGCUCAAUUCUUAAAAUAGAUUUUUCAAAUUAUUCCAAAGUUCUAGCAACAGUAGUUUUCUUGUAUAUUUAUUUACGUUGAUUAGCCCUCUCUGCCUCGACUUUGUCCGCAGAAUUCAAAACGCCUUUUACCUCGAAACGAGGCGUUGAGGACCAAUUAUCAUGAUAAAAAAAGAAUAAUUAAAUCUGCCACCAUUUUGGAAUUAUCGUUUGUUAACAAACGCAAUAAACGCUGAAACAUAUGUUGAUGUCUUCCACAGACAAUUUUUUACCUUGUAACAAAUUCUGACUUUAUUUUGCCAACCUCAUUGUAGGUCAUAAGCGAGGGUGGUGAUGUUGAAACACUAAUGAAGCAGCAGGAACAGGAAAUUGCUGCUCUGGAGGCCAGCUUUGAUGCAGAAGAAGCGCGCCAUUCUGCAGAGAUUGUCAAGAAACUCAAUGAAGAAUACAUGGAUAACGUUCAACAAUCUCAUAGAGCUCUUUUGGAUAAGGUAUGUCUCAGAUUUCCCGGGUAAGGGAAUGAAAUUGCCUGAAGGGAAAUUUGUUUUUUCCCCGCGAUGGUUUUUCCGCGUCUACGAAAAAUCAAGUCAUGAAUCAAGUCAAUCAGCGGCAGGCCUGAUCCGGCCAGGAUUCAUAUAUUCCAGCUAUGUACAGCACAUGUUUUAAGUGCGUUCUGGAUUACUAUUUGUAUUGGGUUUUAGCACUUAUGCCGAUCAAAACGUCGUGCUUGUUUCACCAUAUUUGUAGCAGUAUUCUAUUGUGUUAAAAGAAACUUAUAAAAAGUACCUCUUUCUCGAACAAGUCAAAACAAGCCAACAGAUUAAUUCAAUGUCAACAUUGUACGUCAGGUAAAUUUUCGUCUUCGCUCUACUAACAUGGUUUUCAUGAGCUUUUGCUAAAAAAGGUUUCAGGCUUGGAAUUAAAAUCAAUUAAGCUCUUACCUCUGCCUUUUCGGCUUUAACAGGUUACCAGAGAUAAUCUAGACGCAGUUCUGCAGCAACAGAUAAUGGAUCAGUUCAGAAAGGACAACGAAGCUCUGCAAGAAAAUCUUGAACAACGCAAACUCAAGUCGCUUGCAGAUACGAAGGUAACGACAAAUCUUUCGUUAUUGAAAAGCCCUUUUGCCCAAUCACUUUUUUUGUUUUUUCAAUCCCAGCUCUGUAGUUGGAACUCACGUACGUGGCAUUUUGGGUGGCCGCUUACUGUUGGAGGUUCGACUUUAAGCAACGUAGUCAGAGCGAAAAAGGCAUAUACAGACAAUAUGAAAUAAAAAGGGCUUUUAUUAAAGAGAGUCAAUUUACGCGGAGUAACAGGCGACAGUAAAAUAGAUAUCAACUGAUAAACUCGCAUUGCAGAAAGAGGUGUCUGAAAAGUUAAAAAUUGUAAUAUUUUGUUCUCUUCCCUACAGGCUAAGCUCGCCGCACGACGAGCUCGACGUCAAGAUGAGGCACGCCGUCAAGCAGAGGAAGCAGCUGGUCAGCGUAUACUCGAAGAACAGAGCCAGGCCAUCGCGGCCAACAAGCCAAUGGAUGCAGAUCACGUGGUUGUCCCUGAAGUCAUAAUUCCACGUGAGACAGCAGAGGAGGAGGUUAGAUGUAGUAAUUUCUGAUUACUAUGUUUAUUUUCAUGUCAAUUGCUACAUUCUAUGAAUGGCCAGCAUUUAUUACUCGCGAUAAUUUAUGCUAAUUUAUGUAAAUAUGAUUAUUAUACACGCUAUGGUAAUUUAUGUUAAUUUUUUGUUGAAGUAACUCUUUGUCCAUAGCGCUGUAACGUAUUUUUUUGUCAAUGGCAGGCUUUGCGGAAUGAACAGGAGCGUACGUUGGCCGACAUGCGGGAGAGACACGAACAGGAUACACAGAAAACGAACGAAAAACUUGAAAGAGAGCUGGCGGCAGAGGAAGAUCAGGCAGCAGAGAUGCUUGAAGCUGAGAAAGGAAGACGACUUAGAGAGCUGAAGGACAGGCAUGCUGCUGAAAUGGCUGCGAGGUCUAAGGACAUGUCCCCAGAGGACGUACAACAGGUGAUUGCGUCCAACAGAACGACUGUUGUAAAUUAAGUCUUGCCCGACCAGUACGACAGGAAUGAUUGAAAACCGUCAAUACGCCACUUCCACAUUUCCGAUAAUGCACCUUAUUUACCCACCAAAAUUUUGCAUAACCUUUAUUUUUCAUUUCUCCCGGGCAUCACAGCCGUCCCAAGAGAAAUUGAAAUUGAAAUUGAAAUUUUUUGUCCCAUUGUAAUUUUAUUAUUGUAUAUUUGUUAUUUUUGUAUAUUACGACAGAAUAGCCCCGUAUGGAGGAGUCGUAAUAAAGUGUAUGUUAUGUUAUGUAAUGUUAUGUUACAAUGCUGCUAUGCAAAAUUUUGGGGUGGCAAAUAAGGUGCACUAUGGGAAAUGUGGAAGUGGCGUAUAAUUAUCUGUCACGCAAGUCACUCUAGAACAUUUGGUCAUCCCUAAGCAGGAGCUGUUAUUGUAUUACUGCCCAUGAAUGCAAAAAGCCCACUUCCUUUUUUGCUCUGGUUCCCUAAUUCUAGUCUUCUACACAACCGUUUUUAGUAUAUUCUUGUAACAAUGGCACCAGUUCGAAGCCUAAGUUGACAAACAGAGUGAUUUGUAAGAAAUUGUCUACCUAGACUCCUGUCAUUGUGUGGUCGCCGAAAAGGUUUUGUAUCGUGCGCGCGUUUACGAACACCGUGUUGAUUUCGAAUUAACAAGCGUUUCUCUUGAUCCUAUAUCGAAAGCUUUUGGCAACCCACCAACAAGAGCUAGACGAAAUCAUGGAAAAGAUGGACGCAGAAAAACAACGCCAGAAAGCGAAUCUGCAUCAAAAGUUGUUGGAGAGGAAGAAGCAAAGGCAAGAUGCACAGAAACGAAAACAAGAACGAGAAAUGGCUAAAGAGCUUCUGGAACAGAAGAAGGAACUUGCUGAAGUCCGGUCUGAGCACGUGAGUAGCAUUCUCGUUUCACGUGUUUUCUUUUGAAAGAGCGCGUGAUGAUCAUGAGGCAAAAAUCUCCAACUCAUUCCAAGGGCUCAGUUACGUCUUCAUCGACGGGGAAGUUUGGUUAAUACGCGCGGCUGCGUCGCUCGCUGUUCAGAAUAAACCAAAUGUAAUUCUGUACAAAAAUGAAAGCCCAGAUGCGGACAAUUCCCAAAAAAUUAUUACCAAAUAGAGUUAUAUUUAACGUAUUCUUUCUUAACAGAUCAAGCAAGCAGAGAAACAGGCUAUGAUUGAAGGAAUAAGAGAGAAUGGCUCAGAAUCGGCGGAGUUUGUUAUUAGAAAGGUAAGAAAAAUUCAGUUUCGACGAUGUUAUCAACGGGAAAAUUUGCUCCAUUGGCAUAAAAAUGGUUCGCGAUUAUCGUUAAUUUGUUGUUUUGGCUUUUUCCAGGUUCUUGAAAAACGACACAGUCAAGAGCUAAAGGACCUAGAGCGCAUGUUCCAAGAAGAAAGAAAGGUGGCCGUAGAUGAAGCUUUAGCAAAGAUGGAAGAAAGGCACUCUCAGGAAAGCGAUGAACUGCGUGCACAGAACGAGAAAGAACUGAGAGAUCUGGAGAAACAAAACCUCAGUCCAGACGAUCUGCAACAAAGACGAGCGCAGUUAUUGAAUCAACAGCAGCUGCGUCAGAGCGCGCUUGACAAGAAACACGCUGAGGAGAGAAAGCAGAUUCAACACGGCGUGUUAUCCGACUGGGAAAUACGUUUUGCUCGUGCGAAGCUGGAACUCAAAGAAAAGCAUUAUCAGGUUGGUAUAAUUUUGGAUGAGGAUUUUCCAGUUGACCCAGAAUCGUUUCAGGGUAUAGGAGGGUACUGCACUUGAGUUAGCAUUUGUGAAUAGGGGUAAAAAUCUUGUUGCGGGUGACCACAAUUCUAAUCUCCAGUUUACUAUUACUCAUGCUUGGUCCCCUUAUGUAGCCAGCGUUCGUUUGGACUUGUACGAAGAAUGUAUAAAAUGUAAAAAGGCAAUCUGAUCACGCGCGUUUUUGCCCUCUGUCACUGGUAAUCUGAUCCCGUGCGUUUUGAUCUCCUAUCGCGUGAACUUAUGCAAAGCACCGUGGUUGGGGUAAGAGCGUUUUUACCCUCGACUAGAAGCCUGAAACCAGCCCUCAUUCCCUACUUGUCUUAUUUACUAGUUAUAUUGAAAUGAUGAAUAUAUGCCGAAUUUCACGUACACGAAAUGAAGAAAUAUAUGAAGAGGCGAUCAUCGCAGUGAAAGACGCAACUUAUGCAGUUGCGGAAAGAAACCCUUAAUUUGUUCAGGCUUUCUUUUCUCAGUUGGAUAAGUUGCGUCUUUCACCGCGAUGACUCUCUCUUCUUGUACUGAUGAUAUUCCUAACCCUCUUAUGUGUUGAGGCUUUCCGUAGUCGUGGUAGAGUUCUACCUUUGGCAAUUUUCGUUCCCCCUCCACCCUCUUCACUUGUUUUUCAACAGAAAUCAAUAGUCGCCCCCCUCUAAAAUAGGCCUUCUGUCAUGUCACUGAUGUAUAUUAUUAUUCAGGAAUAUGCCGAUGCCCUGAAUGAGCUGACGCCAGAGCAGGCAGAGGAACACAGGCGAUCAGUUGAAAAGGCGCUGGCGGCCGCGAGGGAGCUGGAAGUCGUAAAGCAGAAGUUGGACGAACAGCGUUUGGAAAAUGAAGAAAAGCUCAAACAAGAAAAUGAAGGUUUGUAUCUUAGGUGAAGCAGGAGGGGUGAUUUCGUAUUGAUUUGCGUGUGAAAUUGCCUCGGAAGUGUUUACUGAUUGUGUCAACUACAGAGUACUUACUCUUCUCUAAGACGGAAACGUCCCUCAAACGAGCGUCUACCAUUCUGAGGCAAAAGCUUAGUACCGAUUACAGUGCUGUCUGAACUUAGGGAACACAGAAGAGUUUGUGUUGACCUAUGUGACAAACGGAAGUUCAUGAUCAUCUAGAAUUUUGCUCACUUACUUUGAAUAAUGAUAAAUAACUUAACUUACUACAGUUGCAUUCACCACAAAUUCUAAAUAAAAUGUUUUCUUACUUAAAGCUUUCGAGGCUGAACAACAGCGCAAAUUACAAGAAGACCUUGCAAUGUUCGAUAAACAACUAGAAGAAGAAGCCGAGCAGGAACAAAAGAAGAACGAAAAGGCGAUCCUUGCUUUGAACGCACGCAAAGAAGCUCUGCUUAAGGAAAAGAAAGCUAAAGUCAAACAAGAAAUGGAAAAGCUAAGCACACAAGGAGCUUCCCAAGAAGAUCAGGACGCCAUUUUGAAAGAACACAGCAAGGACUUGGCAAAACUGAUGAACAAGAUGGACGCUGAUAGAAUGCGAAUGCAAAGUUCCUUGGAAGAAAGAUUAAAGAAAAGACGGGAGGCAAAGCGGAAAGCUAAGGUAAGAUGUAUUGUGCAGAACAGAUAAAAGGUAAAGGCGCACACGAGCCAACGGCCCAAACGGCCGGAGGUUAUCCCGGUUUCCUUAGCAUCAAGCAUAUCUAGGAGUUUGCCUCUUCCCCCUGAACGAAAUGCUAGUUAUUCGCAGGGUUACCCCAAACAGUAUGUCGCUACUGGGCAAUUAAUAUCCUGUGGUAAGUCAAUGGAUGAAAUUCAUUAGAUUAACCAUUCGAGAUAAAGCUACUGAGCAGUACUUUCCUGUGGUACUGUUUAUUAUGCUGUACACGGUGGUUCUAAGUUCGUAGAUAAAAUCCAUAAGAGAAACCAUUCAAAUAAGCAGUGCUAUACUGGAUUUUAUUGACUAAGUAAAAUGGUAACUUGACCGUAAAUAAAUCCCAUCUUCUGAAAAGUAAAAGAUGUUUAAUAACAGAAAUGGUAUUAUUAAGGUCAGGAGGACUGUAGUUUGUACUAUUCUGACUCUAGAGCAGAUUUUUGGUCUGACAAAUGCUUCUUUCAUACUGUUCUUCCUAGGUUGAGGAGCUGACGAAUAAAAACGAAGAAGAAAAGAAAGAAUUUGAAGAAAAAGUACAAUCCGAGCGCGACCGAGUUCAGGCUGAAGAGGUACUAGCCCUAAAAGAAAGUAUCCACGUCGACAAUCUCGUUUCUGCCACGAUCGAGUCCGAAGUUGCGCCACCUCCUCCGCCACAACCUCUAAUGAUGCCGGAGAGCUAUCGAUUAGCAGCACCACUAAGCGAGGGUGAACUGGCGUCCUUGUUGCUGUCAUCACCGCUGUAUCAGAAGAUUGAAGGCAUCAAAUCUAUGUUGAGCAGUGGCACUGGAAAAGGAGGAACGAACUUCAGCGCACCCGGUAAGGCUUGGAGUCAUUCGCUUUUUUUUGUCUUUCUGGGAAAUACUUCAAAUCUACGCGGUUAAAAAUGCGUAGAUUAAGACUGGGAGCGCUUACCAUUUGUAUAGAAAACCCGGUAAUUCAGAGGAGAAUUCAAAUGGAAUAGUUCAUCCCGGUGGAAAUUUUUCUGGAAAAAAAAGUAAUACCUUUCGAGGUAUUAACUUUUUGCCCGUUUUUUUCCGAAACGACCGAAAUUUUUUGUAACAUUUGUCUGGUUAACCAGUGCCAGGCCUCCUCUUAGGGAGGAAGGUCAUUUGUUUUAACCCAGGCCUACUCGUCAUCUGUUAUUUUGCAAAUGGUACAACUCUAACCCAUUUCUCUUUUCGGAAACGUUUUUAAGUCCAGUACCAUUUGUCAGACAUUUUUUACCGAAAUUUCCUUACAAAUGGUAAGCGCUCGGGGUUUUAUGUUGUGUAUAUUUAUUGACGAAUUAGUCAGCGUUAUGUUGCGUUUGGCCACUGUUUUUCUUUAACAACUGAUAAAAAUAGUCUUUUUCGUUUUGCAAAGCUGGUUUACGCGCUGCGGAUUGAAAUCUGUGUUAUGGCGAACAAGAGAAUUGGUUAACUUUUCAAAAUCCCACAGCAUAUUGCAGCCCUGUUUCAGAUCAAUUUGAAUUUCCGCCAUUUUGUACUCACUAGCAAAACAACUCAAACUCGCCCCAGGUCCUCUCGGUCAACGGUUUAAUAAUCUGUCAAUUUUGCCGCACGGUUGACGUCAUGAGUUCAAUAUUGCAAAAUUCUUGCAAAUUUUGUCGACAAUAGCUGGUUACGAUGAAUUAUGUGUGGGAUUUUAGCUAAUCAGAAACGGAGAAAUAUUUUGAGUGAAUAUUAAUGGGUCUUGAAGGGGCUGUGUCACCCCUGGCUAGUUCAUUUUGUUUAUUUUGCCAGUGACGCAUCCUCAUUUGUUGUAACUCUUGUGAAAUUACCUGUAAAUGACAAAAUGGAUCAACUGGGAAGCUGCCCACCUAUCCCUCCCCUAAGCUAACAUUAACACUUACUUCUCACUUGGGGCAAAAUGAUGGCUUAGGGGAGGGGUAGGUGGGCAUUUUCCUAGAAACCUAAAUUAAUCCGACAAAAUCAUAACUUUGCAUCAGAAAAAAAAUGCCUCCCAAGCAUUAUAUCAGCCGUAAACAACUUUGAAAAACUGUUAGGCUAACAGGUUUUGAAAAAACACAAUUGAAAUCCGUUUCAAUCUUCUUCAGGUUUGUCCGUCCGUGCUUCCCUUUACAUCUGCCAUGUUAUUUAUACCUUCUUUUAACUUUUACAGCGGUGUUUUUAAUGUUUCAGUCAUUUUGGUGGCUAUUUCCUCGUUUCAAAUCUUGAUAGAUUUCGUGACACAGCCCUCUAAGUUAGGUCCACAGAUCACGCUAACGAUUCACACGUAACGAGUUCUGAAAUGAAGCUUUUUUUUUUUUCAGCACCUGGCGAAGGCUACAUCGACAUCAAAGAUGACACUCUGUGGGCAGACGAUGAUGAUCUUGUCCCUGUGGAUCUUAACAAGCUUCCUGCCCGUGCGUUUGUGACGUACAAAUUUGGUUCGUUCAUUGUAGACUUACUUGCUGUUCAUUGCCAUCAUCUUCCAGUCACUCUCCUUCUGGCAGACAAACUUCCUCCGAAUAAGCAUCUCCAGAGGAACGCGUAUCGCAAUUCUUUCUUCUAUGACGCUAACAACCGCAUUCUUUACGUGCGUGCCGAACGAAUGGAUAAUGUUGGGGAGUUCGUGCUUGUUCUAGUUCACUGUCUUUCUCAUAUCGCUGCCGGUGAUCUCCGUGACGACUCUCAUCCUGGCUUCCUGAAAGAAUUUCAUCAUGCUCUCGCUGUCUUAUGCGAUGACUUGUUCUUUGCGCGUUACAGGCGUUCCUCUGCGCUUGCACGCACGCUGUCGUCACUUCCGGCAAAUGAAGACCUUGAGAGUGCCAGUCGGGUGUUGCUUGAAUCAGUGUUUGGCGACGCACAUGCUGAAGCUGAUAAAUCGAACGUAGUGGAAGGGCUGCUGGACGCGAAGUUGCUGCGGGGUGCAAACAAAGACGGCGUACAUUUCACUCAUGACGCUAUCGUGGAACGCUUGUCGAAGUACAGCAACUUUGCCGUUGAGUCCAAGUUGCGAUCUUUCUUAGGUGAUGUCGAAGAUAAGUCUAUCCAAGCGCGUUUGCAGGGUACAGAUGAAUUCAUUGACAAGAGAUUGCAAGAGCUACAAGGUCCACAGACCAAGGACCGGCCUAUGUCACGCUACGUUCAGUCACGCGGUAAUUUGAUGACUCGUGGAAUGUCACGUCAAACCUCCCGUGCCAUGGCAACAUCACGCACUGCCACUGGCUUGCCAAUCUCCGGAAAAUCUUUGCCAUCUCGGCCAAAGGAAGAUGAAGACCUUUACAAGACAUUCCUGCAGGUAUGUGUUGUAUAUUCCACUUGACAAUGUGCCUGUCAACAUAUUUACCUUCAUUAUUGAAAUUCAUAAUACUAAGUAGGAAAUGUAGAAUAUUUCUAAUUAAAAAGGUCGUGAUAAUUUCUUUUGAUAUUUUGGCCAUUUUGAUUACUUCCUCUUACGCGCUUGCUUUGUUUGAAAUCGGUCGUUACCUCUUAGUUUCUUUUUGUAUUCAGUAGCGACAGAAUAAACGUGAACCGCCCAAAAUUCUUUAAAUCACGGGGCGCCGGUUUAAAAAACAAUUUAUAAUAGCGGCCUGUUUCUUUUUAGAGGGAUUUAUUGUUUUCCGUUGACUUUUAGGUUCAAGUGGAAGACAUGCAGGACACUGUCGAUACCUUGAACCAAGAGUUUGCGCAACUUUCCAGAGAGGCACUCGACGUCACCACAAACUUGCGUGAACUCGAACAAGAGCUUCUCGCGCAAACCGAUCUCUUGAGGGAGUCAGCAGAGGGCAGCACCGAACAUGCGCAACACAAGAAUGCAGUUCGUGAAACAACGACAAAGAUCACCACCGCGAAGGGUUCCCUAGAAUCUAUUGCAUUGCAAAAGAGUAACUGCUUAGAAAGACUUAACUUGUUCAAGAAACGGCUUGAAGAGAAACAAGCUCAACUACAACAACAUGAAAGCAAACCAGAAAGCGAAAGGAAACAACAGGCAGAGAGAAAGUUGCAGUCCGCCAUGGGCAAAUCACCAAAAAAGAAGGCAAAAAAGUAA